This is a messenger RNA of Clonostachys byssicola, 402 nucleotides long. The record is from the annotation of a GenBank genome assembly. NCBI's taxonomy places the organism in Eukaryota, Fungi, Ascomycota, Sordariomycetes, Hypocreales, Bionectriaceae.
AUGAAGGCAGAACGACAAACUGAAGCCAGGCAUUAUACACUCUACCUAGAUACCAAUGAUGGAAACCUACUGACUGGUGGGAUUGAUGGAACGAUUAAAACUUGGACACAGGAUGGUGAGCUCAUCCACAGCUUUAUUGCGCAUGAAGUCCCAGUUCGGGGGCUUGGUAGGGUUGGUCAAGUUCUAGUCACUAUUGGAACAAAGGACGGGCGUAUCAAGCUUUGGAAUUGGCAAAGCCGAAAGUGGCUCGUUGACCUUCAGGAGCCAGUUGGUUUCAUCAGGAAUGCGAGGACAGGACAUGGGAAGUUGGCUAUCUUGUCCAAGGGUGAAUCUGGGGAGACUCACAAUGUACAGGUUUGGGAUCUAAAUUUGAUUGAGCAGUUUGCAUCCAGAGUGGCAUGA